GCAAUUGUCUUUCUUUUACCUGGUGGUCUCUGCUUGGGAUUACGAGCGUUGGGUUCUCUUUCUUUUUGGAAUGGUAUUUUAUGCGGGCAGGCGAAGGGGAAACGAAAAUGGCGGGUGGUUUGUUUUGGUUUUUUUUUUAUUCUGGGCAUGCACUGGCUGGCAGCACUGGUUCCUGAGCAGUUUCACUUUGUUUUUUCCAAAUGUGGAAUUUUCUGUGGUAUUCCAUCAUUAUACCAGUAGUGGUUUUCAUCCUGCAUGGCAUUGGGGUUUUGAGUGUGUGCACAAACACCUUCCAAAUCUUACAUCAUAUCAGUAAAGUCUUGCUACACCAAACGCUGGGAACGGACCGACAGUUUCUCUCGCCAUGGCCUUGGCUCGGGUUUCAUGUUGUGCACGGGGUAGCAGGACAACGGACGUGUGUGUGUCUGACAACACCAGGCAUAUGUGCGUUUGAACCUGCAGAUAGCGACAGCUCGAUUCUUCCUGGAACGAAGCGAAGCAGGAAGUCACAUUGGUGCGUAAACUUGUCUCACAAGCCCGUUGCGGUGCCCCUUUUCCAUUUCUGGCUCAGCCGGUAACGAUACACAGCAACUUGUGCGUUGGAAGGGGGUUUGCCGUAUUCGGAUGAUCGGCGAAGAGCCUCCUUUUCUUCUUCGCAACCUCAUCCACAACAAACACACACGCCCUCAGAUCAGAUCGACUACGGUUCGGUGGAGACGGUAUCGUACCAAGUGGUG
Molecule: messenger RNA, 737 nt
Organism: Parathielavia appendiculata
Lineage: Eukaryota; Fungi; Ascomycota; Sordariomycetes; Sordariales; Chaetomiaceae
Exons: 1
Coding region: 201-578 (125 amino acids)
Source: RefSeq, a predicted model, not a curated record